This is a messenger RNA of Seminavis robusta, 1080 nucleotides long. NCBI's taxonomy places the organism in Eukaryota, Bacillariophyta, Bacillariophyceae, Naviculales, Naviculaceae. The record is from the annotation of a GenBank genome assembly.
AUGGAGCCCGACGGUCUGCUCCUAGGCCGCCGAAGCGCUUCCGCAACCACCAACUUGGACGCCAACAAUGAAGACACAGCUGGCAGCCUCGUCUUCCACAACAGCUUGGAAAUGGCAUCAGAAACAGAAAGCUUCGUUGCUGUAGAGAAUGCCCUCCCUGAAGAAGCAGAAUACGCUGACAAUGAGGAGGAAUCGGACACUGAUGAGAGUGGUAAUGAUGACGAUGACGACGACAAUGAUGAUCCAACAAUGGACCAACUGGCUGCGGAUCUAUGUGGCCAAUACGACACCUCCAGAAUGGAGUUGACGCAGGAAGAGCAUCAGUGGGCUGUUGCUGUCAAAACUGCCAUUGAAAAAAUCCCAGAUCUUGAUAAUUUGACAGAUUUUAUGUAUGCUCAAAUAGCCAUUGUUUCUAAAGGCAAUGUUGAUGAUGCCGUGGCCAGGGCGUUCAAACUUCAAGAGCAUAAGAAAGACAAUGAAAUAUUGGACACAUUGGACGAUGCACUGAGGAAUUUGCCAAAAGAUGCAAGCUUCCUCUCUAUUGACUACAAUCUCCAAUCUGGUGGCUACAUAGUUGCCAUGGAUGCUGCAGAGUCCAAUGGGGCAAUAUGGAGGAAUCCAGAUGAGACAUGCUACUACAACCGUAGGCAAUUCUAUGCCGCCCACAUGGCACAUUGUGAUUUGGAGGCACUCAGGGUUGGCUUUACUGUUCUUGUUGAAUGCGAGGGGUACCAGCUGGACAAAUCAAAACGAUUGGGCUUGAGUGCAUUUCGAUCCAUUUGGAACUGUGCACAUGCAUAUCCCAGAAAUCUGACUCAAGUCAAAUUCUUCAAUGCUCCUCGACUCUUCAAGAUGAUGGUGUCAAUGGCAAAAUCAACAUUGCCAAGAGAAGUCACAUCUGCCUUCCAACUUUGUGCCAAAUGCCCGUUGGGAAGACUGGACCAGCUGUACUCCAUCCCCACCCCUGAAAUAGCUGCAGCAAGGUUGCAGGAGCGAAUGAAAGGGUUUCUAGAGAAACGAUAUGCCAAUGAGGCCAACUUCAGUCUGGAUAACCAUGCUCCAUUUAUGGAAGAACCUUGA